AUGGCAAAAAUUUUUUUUUUUCCCAAUUUUCUUUCUUUUUCUCAAUUUUGCAUUCCCUUUUUCUUUCUAUUCUAUCAUUCGAUCCCUCUUUCUUUUAUUUCCUUUUCUUUCUUUUUCACUUUCUUAAUUUCUUUUUUUUUCUUUCCUUUCUUCAUCAAAACCUUUCCUUUUCUUUCUUUCUCUCUUUUCUUUAUUUUCCUUUCUUUCAUCUUUCUCUCCUUUCUUUUUCUCUUUUCCUUUUUUCUUUCAUUUUUUUCUUUUUCAUCUUUUCUUUCCUUUUUCUUUUUUUAUCUCUUUCUUUAUUUCCUUUUUUUUCUAUUCUAUCUUUCCCUCUUUCUUUCAUUAAUUUUUUCUUCGCUUUUCUCUUUUUUUUCUUUUUUUCCUUUUCUUUCUUUCCUUUUCUUUCUUUUUCUUUUCUUUCAUUUCCUUUCCUACUUUUCUUUCUCUCUUUCUUUCAUUUCUUUUUCUUUCUUUUCUCUCUUUAAUUUCAUUUUCUUUCCAUUCUUUUAUCUCUUUCUUUCAUUUCCUUUUUCUUUCUUUUUCUCUUUCUUUCAUUUCUCUUUUUUACUCCUUUUCUUUUUCAUUGUUGUCCUUUCCCUCUUUCUUUCAUUUCCUUUUUCUUUCUUUUCUCUCUUUCUUUCAUUUCCUUUUCUUUCUUGGACCAAUCUUGAAUUUCAUUUUCUUUCUUUUUGUUUCUUUCUUUCUUUCAUUUCUUUCUGUUUUCUCUUUCCUCUUUCUUUCUUUGCCUCAUCUUUCUUUAUUUCCUUUUCUAGUUUUAUCUCUCUUUCUUUUAUUUCAAGGGGGGGUUAUUCUAUCUUUUCUUUUUCAUUCCUUUUCUUUCUUUCUCUUUUCUUUGAUUUCCUUUUCAGGAAUUAA
Messenger RNA from Acanthosepion pharaonis, 876 nucleotides. Lineage: Eukaryota; Metazoa; Mollusca; Cephalopoda; Sepiida; Sepiidae. The record is from the annotation of a GenBank genome assembly.